AUGGAGACUUGCUCAUUUUCAGAAAAGCUAAAAACCGGCUGUGGGGAUUUUCGGGGAACAGAAAAAGGUUUGCUCAGAUUAACUGACUGUAAGGCGGACAUAUCGGAACAUUUACGAACAACGCAUCUUUCCAAACUUGUUGGAAACAUUGAUGAGUAUGAGCUCAUUCUCUACAGAGCUGGAUUUUAUGAUCUUUCACUGCAGCAGAAGGAAAAGCUAUUAAUAUGCCCAAAACAUCGACAUAACUUGGGUCGGAACUGGCGGCCACUACGGACUUGUCAACAUCCCCUUCAUACGGGCAAAAGGGUACCGCCAAAAAACAGAAAUGUGAUCAAUCUUGAGACAUCAAAGGCUAUCCACCUAAUUUUUGGGAUCACAGUCCCAAUUGGAUCAGGUACGAAAUCUCAAGAAAUAUUUAAGAAAUUUAUAUUUUUAUCCUAAGAUAUUUUAUUUAAUCUAUUCGAUAUUUCUUUGUCCUUCGUCACAUUUCAUGAAAUAAUAUAUUUUUUGUUUCAAUUGACCCCUAGCAAUUUGUUCCUCUUGUUCAAAAAAACAUAAGCAAAAAGUAGAAGAAAACAAAGCUUGGAUGAUAGACGAUUUGGAUGAAGAAUCAAGGUAAACAGGAAGCGCAAUUAUUUAUUUUGAGCAGGCCGGUAGCACUUCCCCCCCUCCCCCUUAGCCUGCCCCCCCCCUAGCUCUCAACUAGGGGGUACGUAGGCACCCUAAAAUUAAUUAUUUCUAGAAAUAAAGGUAUACAAGGGCGUUGUAGGGAAGAAAAUUUUCAGGAGACGUAAAAAUUAUUGCGCCAAGUGGGGAGGUCAGACGCGAGAUUACAAAGCAAAUAACUAAAAAUUUCCGACGGGUAUAUUUUUCGCCCGACGGGGGGGGGGGAUGUCACUCGAGAUUAGGAAGGAGUGAAGUAAAAAUUUCCGAGGGUUAUAUUUUUCGCCCGAUGGGGGUGGGGGACGUCACGCGAGAUUACACUGUGCCCCCUCCCUCCCCCCCCAAAAAAGCUGUAAGCCAGCUACGGGCCUAAUUUUGAGACUCAUUACUGAUUUACAGAAGAACAAAACAGAAGAAACAAAACUAAACAUCCAAUAAAGAAUACAAGAAUAAAGGAGCUACAGUAGAUAAAGACUAGUGGAUAAAUAUAUUUAAAAAAAAAGCGCGCACUGUAAAUUAUUACGGGAAAUACCAAAGACGAUCGCGAUCUCUUUCUCUUUUUUCAAUUCUUCUUUUGGUCUUUUAUCCAACUUUUAUAAUUACUUUUAUGUUUACAAUAAAUAAUAACAAAAUAUUUAAUUUGUGUUUUUGUAUGUGUAAAAAGCGCUGUCUUUCUUCAUUUGAUUGUUUCAUUUACCCUUCCCUGUAGACUUGCUAAGAGAUUCGGUGCACUCAAUUUACAACCAACUAUACCGCCUACUCCAAGUGUAACUCAAGCGGUUGCAACAGAUGACAAUGAUAUGUGGACACCUGGGCAAUGGUUGAGACCAAGCAGUGGAAGUUCUCAGGAAGAAGGGGCGGAGAGUUUGGAUGCAGUGGUUCCCAUGUAUAAUGAAGCUAUUGCUAAUUUAUCAGCAAAGACCAAAGUUGGAAACAUUAAUCCAUUAACAUUUCAGCUGAAAUCUACCUGGGAUGAAGCCACAGAGAGUGAUAAGCAAACAUGCAUUGACCGCGCAAUAGAAGGCUGUGGUGUUGUGUGUAACAUUAUCGCUCCAAAUGCCGGGGAGAGUCUCUUAGAAUCAUGCUCUCAGAUUCCUGAGCACGAGAGUAUCUCUGAAGAUCUAGUAUCCCUUAUGCAAGCAUACAAGAAUGCACCUACCAAAAACCUUAAGACCCAAAUUCUUAGUAUUUAUGCUUACCGCUUCUCAGUUAAGAAGCUUCAAAAGCUGCAUGAGGCUUAUGAACAUCUGACGACUUGGCAAGUAAAGAGAGCAAGAGCACAUGCUCAAAAUGCUGGACCUGGCUGGACUGUUGAAAAGUCUCCAUCGUUUCGCGUGCGGUUGGACAAGGUAUUGGUUGAUCACUUUGUGGAUUUCAUAAAUAGACCCUAUUUCUAUCAGGACGUUGCAUAUGGAACCAGAAAAAUCCAACUUGAUAGCGGCGAGAAGCUUUCUAUGCCAAAUGUGAUUCGAACUGUCACACGUUCGACCAUGGUAAAACAGUAUCUCCAGUUUUGUAAAGAAGAAAACGUGACGUCCCUAAGCCGUGCAACGUUAUUCCGUAUUCUCCAAGUCAGGGAAGCCUCCCAACAAAAGUCCUUAAGCGGAAUUGACAACACUGCAGCUGAUGGAUCAUCAGGUUUCGAGCAAAUGAUUAAAAUAGUCGAAGAGCUUCAACAGCUGGGUAAAGACAAGAAAUGGUGCGAAGCGAUAAGAAAAACCAUCCAGGAGGGAAAGCGAUAUUUGAAGACAGGAUAUCGCAGUCAUUGUCAACAAAGUGAAAGUUCCUGUGCAGACCACUGCCGUAAAUUUUCUCUCAGUGACCCAGACAACUCAGAACUUCAAGAGAGGUGUACGCAUGACCACACAAGUACCUGUAGCCAGUGUGAAGGUAUCAAGGUAUGUCUUAUCAACAUAGAAGAAGCUAUUGAAGACAAGCACGUCAAAAUGUACAGCGAUGAGCAAAGAGGAGACUUUCUUUACGAUUUCAAGAAAGCUGAAAAAGCCAUCAACCAAUGGAAGAAUCAUAUUAUGAGAUCUGCGAACCAAGAACGAGCAAAGCAAGAUGUUUUAAAUCAGUUGGACAGUAGCUCGAAGUUACUUGUGAUGGAUUGGGCUAUGAAGUUCUUACAGCUUCGAUACCGCGAGAAACAAACUGACUGGUACGGUAAAAGAGGUCUUAGUUGGCAUGUCACCAGUGUCGUCUCGCGCGAUAAAGUAUCUGGCAAGAUCAGUGUUAGCUCGUAUACUCAUAUAUUUGACCAGUGUACACAAGACUGGUAUGCAGUUGCAUCCAUAAUCGAGCAUCUCCUUCUGCAUCUCAAACAGCAAGAUCCCCAGUUUGAGAAGGCUUACCUGCGAUCAGACGAGGCCGGUUGCUAUCACAACAACUGUUUAAUUGCCGCAGUGAAAGAUAUCGCAGACAGAGUUGGAAUCAAAGUCAUGAGCUACGAUUAUUCUGAACCCCAAAGUGGCAAGGAUGUGUGCGACCGUAUCAUCUGUCCAAUGAAGAAUUCCAUUCGCACAUAUGCAAAUGAAGGUCACGACAUUCUUACUGCAUCUGAUAUGAGGAAAUCGCUUCAGCAACAUCCAGUAAGAGGAACAUCAGCUUCUGUAAAUAAUGUUGAUGAUUCAAAAAAAGACCUGGUUAUAAAUAAUUUGGACGGAUUUGCAAGCUUUCAUAACUUUCAGUUUAAAGAUGAUGGCAUAAAGGUUUCGAAGGCAUAUGGCAUUGGAAACGGAAAGCUGAUUGGUUAUGACAAAGUCUAUCAACAACACCAAGGGCCAACAACACUUAUUACCCAAGAAGAAGGUGAAGGUUUCUUCGUCCCUCCACAAAAGGCGAAGUGUUGGGACCGAAAAGAAAGUGCACUACCAAGUACAGAAAUAACUGGUCAAGAUGAACAAGUACAUCUCUUUGAAUGCUUUUUUCCUGGAUGUUCAAAAGUGUUUCGUGAAUUCUCGGAUCUAGAGCUACACCUUAAUGUUGAUGAGCAUACAACCACGAAACAAGAGAGCAUAUACAAUAAGAUUAAACGAGAUUGGGUGUUGAAGUUUGCAAGUGUUGACGUGGUUCCAGAAGCUACUACCGAGGAUGCCUUAGUUUCAACCUCUGCGGAAAAAUCAAAACGAAAUCUACAAAUGGGUUGGGCGAUUAACAAGCCAACGUCUGGUUCCAAGCGUUUCUCUCCUAAAAUCAAAGAAUAUUUAACAAGAAUUUUUCUACUUGGUGAAAAGACCGGACGGAAGGCAGAUCCUGAGCAAGUUGAAAAAGACAUGAGGAACUCUAGAAACACAUCCGACGAUCGUCAGUUCAGUCGAAACGAAUGGUUGACAAAAACACAAAUCAAGGGUUUCUUUUCUCGACUUGCAGCAAAACAACGCAAGCAGCAUGGGUUACUGGCCGGGUUUUUAAGUGACAACGAAGAAGAUGUUGAAUGUUUGUUAGAGGACACGGAAAGACGCGGUUUGGUGAAUGAGAUUGAUGAUGAAAUCGGGCUGAAGCACCCCAUAACGUAUGACAUGUAUGACAUUUGUGAUUAUUAUCACCAAGACAAGUUGUCCACUUUCAACGUUCCAAUGCUCAAACGAAUCCUGACACAACUAGAAAUACCUUAUAAAUCAAAAAACAAGAAGGCAGAGCUGAUCAGUAAACUUAAAAACGUGGUUUCAGAAUGUGAAUGUAGCGAGGUAAGCGAGUAUUUCCUAGUGUUUUUAUUUAUCUUUAUAUUCAUCACCAUCUUUAUCAUUAUCACCAUUAUCAUAAUUUUAUUUAUCAUCUUUUUAUUACUUUUUAUUUCUACUACUUUGUGUUUAUCUAACACAAGUGUUUUAUUAACUCUCAAACACAGCUAUAAAGAGUUUCUUUUCUCAAUUAACAGCGGAACAACGCAACCAACUUGCCGAGUUUUGAAGUCAAGUGAUGAAGAAACUGGGCUCAACCAUCCUGCUAAAUGCAACAUUAUAUGGCAUUUGUGAUGUCCACUUACGCUGAGAUGCACACAAAAAAGGCAGAGCUGAUUCGUUAACUCAAGGAUGUAUAGUAAGGAUAAGAAUAAGAAUAAUAUUAUUAAUAAUAAUAAUAAAUUAUUAAUGAUAAAUUAUUAAUAAUAAAUAAAUAAUAUAACUGUGCUUACCUUUAGAACAACAACGGCUAAAUAUGUGAUGUUUAAUUUAAUUUAAAUAAGAGAUAAAUAUAAUAAUGAUGGUGACCAUGAUAUUAAGUAUAUUAAUACAGAUAAGAGUGUUAUUAUUAUUAUUAUUAUUAUUGAUUGUAUAAUUAUAUAUAUAUAUAUAUAUAUAUAUAUAUAUAUAUAUAUAUAUAUAUAUAUAUCGGACAGAAUUAUGAAUGGUUGUGCUGGACGUAAUAUCAAUAUCUAGUUUGACUAAUUGGAACAAUCAGACUUCUAAUAUAUCCUAUGGUACAAUCAACAAUAUAAUAACAAUCACUAUUAUUAGAAUGUGAUUACCAAUUAUUAUUUCCGAGGGGUAAAUUUUUCGUCGGACGGGGGGGAGGGAGGGGAGGUCGUACGUAAAUGUGGUCGAGAUUAGGAAAGAGUGAAGUAAAAAUUUCCGAGGGGUAAAUUUUUUGUCCGCCUGGGGGGAGGAGUUCGUACGUUACGUGUGACUGCCCCCAUGGUAAAAAAUCCUGCGUACCGUCCUAAUAAUAUUGAAUCACACCUUGAAUUUCCCACAUUCCUUUUUUAAUUUUCUUGAAACCCUACUCCCCCAAAACUCCCCCAGUCCCAGAGCUACUCCCCCUUCUUCGAAGCGUUGGACUGGGACCUAAUCAACCAUUGUAAACAAUACGAUAUAGCAGCAACAGCAGGAUACAAUGUUGUACAUUUUCAUACAUUUUGUAAGAAAUAGGGAUUUUCGCAGCUCUUGCGAGUUUUUGAGAGUGUUGAAGGGUUCUUUUAAGUGAAUUUCGUAUACCAACCAACCAUCAGAAGAAUGUGCAAGUGUAAAUUGGCAACAAGGUUCGAAAAUUAUUCCUCGACGAACACACAAAUCCGAGAAUCGUUCAUGCUUAGUAGGAAGAGUACCUUCUAAAAAAGCUAAUGGGGCAUGAAAUGAUGCUACGAAACACUAAUCCAUCAUCUAAGAUCCCGGUAAGUCCAAUACGUAGAAGUUAAAUUACACCAACUGCGAGAGUUGUGAUAUAGCGUGGAAUCUCUUUGACCAACAAUUUUAACCAUUACAGGCAAAGUUUGAUGAGCUGUAA
Paramuricea clavata is the source of this 5886-nucleotide messenger RNA. The record is from the annotation of a GenBank genome assembly. Lineage: Eukaryota; Metazoa; Cnidaria; Anthozoa; Malacalcyonacea; Plexauridae.